AUGCCUUCUCUCAAUGACACCCCGUUCCAUCCCCCCUUCUUUCACCUGCUGGGAAUACCGGGACUGGAGACAGUCCACCUCUGGAUUGCUUUCCCAUUCUGUGCUGUGUAUCUGAUCGCCCUCGUGGGAAACAUCACCAUUCUCUCCGUGAUCAAGGCUGAACACAGUCUCCACCAGCCCAUGUUCUACUUCCUGGCCAUGUUGUCUCUGAUAGAUCUGGGGCUGUCCACCUCCACCAUCCCCAAAAUGCUGGGCAUCUUCUGGUUCAACCUCCAAGAGAUCAGCUUUGGGGGCUGCCUUGCUCAGAUGUUCUUCAUCCACAUGUUCACCGGCAUGGAGACGGUUCUACUGGUGGCCAUGGCCUAUGACCGCUUCGUUGCCAUCUGCAACCCUCUCCAGUACACCGCCAUCCUCACCAAUAAAACCGUCAGCAUCUUAGCCUCUGUUGUGGUUGGAAGAAACUUAAUUCUUGUGACUCCAUUUGUGUUUCUCAUCCUGAGGCUGCCCUUCUGUGGGCAUCACAUCAUUCCUCACACAUACUGCGAGCACAUGGGUCUUGCCCGGUUGGCCUGUGCACCCAUCGGGAUCAACGUCAUCUAUGGGCUCAUGGUGAUCUCUAAUAUCAUCGUAGAUGUGGUCCUGAUUGCCUCUUCCUACGUGCUGAUCCUUCGAGCUGUCUUCCGUCUUCCCUCUCGGGAGGCUCGACUAAAGGCUCUCAACACUUGUGGUUCUCACGUCUGUGUCAUGCUCUGCUUUUACACACCGGCAUUUUUUUCUUUCAUGACACACCGCUUUGGUCAUCAUAUUCCCCGGUACGUCCACAUUCUUUUGGCUAAUCUCUACGUGGUUGUCCCACCUGCCCUUAACCCAGUCAUCUAUGGAGUCAGGACCAAGCACAUCCGAGAGCGGGUUGUAAAGAUACUUGUACAGAAAUAA
Messenger RNA from Sus scrofa (pig), 936 nucleotides. Its product is annotated as olfactory receptor 52E4. Gene Ontology annotation, cellular component: plasma membrane. Gene Ontology annotation, molecular function: olfactory receptor activity; G protein-coupled receptor activity. Gene Ontology annotation, biological process: G protein-coupled receptor signaling pathway. The record is from RefSeq and is a predicted model, not a curated record. Lineage: Eukaryota; Metazoa; Chordata; Mammalia; Artiodactyla; Suidae.